AAAGCCUAUUCCGCAUACGGUACGCGUACCAUACCAUAGUCAUAGUCGUUAAGAACUGUCCUUUCUGAUGCGAGACGCCGAGCACUCGGCACACGUUUGAUUAUCAACACAAAUAAAAACAACAAUAUUGUAAAGUAGGCUCUCCUAAGAAAAGAAGAACAUUUUGAAGGAGAUUGUUUUUGUUGUUUUUGUUUAAUUUUGGAGUUUGAUAAGAUGAAAACAAAAGUGCAAGCUCAGCGUAAAUUUGCUCAGGGAGCGUUUGUGCCUCCUUCCCCUGUUUGCCCUGUUUGCCCUGAACCGCGCCGGGUGGGCAUUCCUCCUGAUAAGGGUCUCAAUGUAAUAAGCAACAAAACAUCAGCAAAAAAAAUUUUGGAUGCUAUUGCAUUUGCACAACCAGGAAUGCACAUGCACACGUUACGCGUUAGACUCGAAAGACUAUCGCCUUCCAGCUACGCUCUACCCAGCCCUGAUGAACCUACUAGUUCAUCGGCAUCUGAAGAAACAGCACGGCCUAAACGAAAGCGCAAAAAACCCGUUAAGCGUUUGAAAAACACGCCUCGAAUAGCUGAAUCCUCAAGAGUUUUGCGCUCAAUGCGACGUCAUUCCGCUUAUGAUGAAGAGGACACGCGACCCUUGGCAUCAUAUAAUGUAAAGGAAAAAAUAAUAAAAAAACCAUUAAAACGAGGCCGACCGCGAUCUGCGAAUAAAACGACAAAGCGUGCGCGCAAAAACCGAACUAAAAAUACGGGCGUACAUGCACCGCAGAAAGCUGUGAGAGCAAAGAAAAAGCUGUUCGAGGAAGAGGAUGAAAAUAGUUUACUUCGAGAGUUCUCUUCCGCUUUGGGCUCCCGCUUAGAAGCACCGGAAGCAUCUAUGGAUUCAGUGUGUCUUAAUAAAGAAUCUAGCACAUGUCGAUCUGGAGUGUCUGUAGACACUUCAGAUCGACCACUACAAACUACAUCUACAGAUCCUAAAUUUGAUACAAACACAACUGGACAAUCGAACCUUUUAACGGAAGUGCCAAAUUUUGAAGUCGACGUCGCUCAGUUUGACGAUGAGUUAGAUGAGCGACUUGUAUAUGACGACGCAGGUGAAUGCUCUUGCGAGGAAAUUGUUCCAGUUGUUAAUGAUGAUGAUUCUAUAGACCAACCAGCACCUUCAACAUCUUGGGCAGAGACACAAGAGACACACGAUUUUGAACAUACAACUCCAUCAACGUCAUCGUUAGGAUCAAAAAAGGAACCAAGUUCCAGUACCAGUUUUACGGAGGCUCCGGUCUAUACACCUACGCUAGAAGAAUUCUCUGAUCUUCUAGUAUAUUAUCAAACAAUAGCACCGGAGGCCUCUGCGUAUGGCUUGUGCAGAGUAGUCGCACCAAGUGAAUUUAAGCCGGAGUGCAAGAUAAAAAACUCAGACCGCUUGAAUGUAAAGAAUCAAUAUAUAUGCCGCUUCUUAAACCGCUUCGGAGACGGAACGCGUCAAUUGUGCGCCAUUCGCGCGCACCUUGCUACACAUGGCAUAGUUACAAGGUCGCCAAUAAUUUCUGGACUAGAGGUCAAUUUACCUAAGAUGUUCAGGAUUGUACAGAAUUAUGGAGGGUUCAAUGAGGUUACCCGCCGUAAAAAAUGGACAAGUGUGGCGGAGAACAUGAAUGUAAAGCUCAUAAAUCCAGAAACAAAAUUAGAUCGAAUUUAUCUAAAAUAUAUGCUACCAUACGACAUACUCAAUAAUGAGGAACGCGAAUCCCUCAAUGAGAAAAUAUCGGAACAAUGUUCAAAGAAAUACCAGAAACUUUUAAGGCGUGCUAAUAACCCUUUACACGUGAAGAAGGUGUAUACCGGAGAGUCUGAAUCAUCGUCUGAUGAAGAAGAGCCUGUGUCGAAUGAUGAAAUAUGUAUACAAAAAGAGCUCCGCGAUGUUGAGGAAUGCAUUAAGACCGGCCGCUUCACGUUUCUACCGCUUUUAAAAAAGAUUAACGUUGCCGCCUGGCAGAUGUUCUUUGAUGACGUCAUUCCUCACCCGAAGGACGUGGAACGUGUAUAUUGGAGGCUUGUUGAAGACUCCGUUGACCACAUUGCCGUGUACACGGCGACGGUCGAGAUGAAAUCCGGCAGAGACGUGGGAUUCACUAAAAUUAAAGGUGAACCAUGGGGCAAUCAUGGCUGGAACUUGAAAACCGUGUUCCACAACAAGGGAAACCUUCUGCGCUCGUUAGGUAGUGAAGCACUCAUAAACAACCCAGUACUGCACCUGGGAAUGUGUUUUUCCACGAACUGCUGGCACCGCGAUCCUCACGGGUUGCCAUGGGUGGAAUAUUUGCACCAAGGGUCUUCGAAAAUCUGGUACGGCAUACCCCAUAGCGAAAGUGAUAAAUUUCGCAAGGCUGCGGAAAAGCUAUGCCCCAGCUUUGUUCAAAAUAAAGGUAUCUGGAUGCCAUCAGAUAUAUUAAUGAUACCUCCAGAUUUGUUGUUGAAAGAGGGUAUAAAUUUGACGAAAACCAUCCAAAGACCUGGCGAGUACAUUUUUGUAUUCCCAAAAUCAUAUUCAUCAUCAAUAUGCACCGGAUUCACUAUGUCAGAAAGUGCAUAUUUUGCCGUGCAGUCGUGGGUUGGAUCGUUACCCCAAAUAAUUCAAGAGUUGCGCGAAAAUUGCGAGCCCAUGAUGUUUUCUCCGGAGCACCUUUUAAUCGCUCUUGUCACUGACAGGACCGUCCCCAAACCCAUACUGAAGCAGUUGUAUCCUACCUUCGUCAGCAUUAUCAAAGAAGAAAGUGCAUACCGGUUGAAACUGCUCGAUCUCGGAAUAGUGGAACAUCACAUUGGAAAACUGCACAUGUCAUGGACUAAAAGUCUAGGAGAUGAAUGCGACAUUUGUCGCCGUCCUCUCUUCCUAUCAAUGGUUAAAGGAAAAUUCCACAACAAAUCUCUGAAACAAAUAUGCCUCCAUGACGCAAAGGAACUACUAGAACGUAAUAACGAAAUUAACAUUGAAUAUAAUUUAAUUAUGGAGACGCUGAUCACCGAAUUAAAUAUGAGAAGGCUUCUCAAGCUAUAUCAGAGAUUGACUGCUGAUUAAUCGAUUACCGCUUAUUUCUACCCGCAUCUUCAACAUUAUCGUCUACGGUCCACUACAGAGCACGGGUCUCCUCCUACAAUAGAGACAUGCACCUAUUUUCAGUACGCUAAUACUUAUUGUAUACUGGCUUUUAUACAAUUAUUAAGUUUAUAUAAUAUUAAUUAAUACAUACCUCUAGAGCAAUUUUGUUCAAAAUGAAAUAUUUUUGAUAAAUAACGUAUUUAUUUGGAUAAUGUUUAUAAAAAUACAUUUUCAAAUAUCUUGAUGGGAAAAGAAAUUCCCAACGUGUCUCACUUAUUUAAUUGUUUGUUUAAAGAGGCAAACAUAACAAAUCAUUACACAUGAUUAUUGCGAGACGUAUAUGUUAUAAAAUUCUUAUAUGAAAAAUUUAAUGUUUUCUUGUAAACUAUCCAUUUUAAGUUCUAUAAAAAGAAUAAUCAGUAAUCGAAUAGCUACUCUAACGUCUAAUGAUUAUACAUUAGGUGCCCUCAUCCCUACGGUGAGCUGAUAAAAUUAUCAUCCUUAAUAAAAAAAACAGAUCUAAGCAUAGAUAGUUCCCUAAACUCCUCCAAUGGACAAUAUUUUUAGAGGGUACUAUCAUAAUUAUUUAUAGAUUGUAUACAGAUAUUUAAUAGAUUCUAUACAGAUAUUUAAUAGAUUGUACUUCAAAUAGCCUAUCUCAAUGUGUGUGAAUCUACUUCUAGGAUUAAGAAAUUUAAUGUUACUUAUUGCAUUUAUGAACUUUGAAUUAGUGUGAUUUAUAAUUAAUAAGUAAUGCGAGAUUUAAGUAAUUUAACGUUUAAAUAAGGAUAAUUAAGAUACGGUGAUAGUUCACUGAUAAGAUGAGGACUUCGGCUUCACUUUCAGGGAGUUGAGUUCGAAUCCCAGCAUGCUCUAACUGUUCGAGUUAUGUGCGCUUUAAGCGAUCACUUGCUUCAAAG
Messenger RNA from Pararge aegeria (speckled wood butterfly), 4016 nucleotides. RefSeq names its product protein Jumonji (gene Jarid2). The record is from RefSeq and is a predicted model, not a curated record. Gene Ontology annotation, cellular component: nucleus. The transcript is spliced from 15 exons. Lineage: Eukaryota; Metazoa; Arthropoda; Insecta; Lepidoptera; Nymphalidae. The coding region runs from base 214 to 3075 and encodes 953 amino acids. Gene Ontology annotation, biological process: chromatin remodeling. Gene Ontology annotation, molecular function: DNA binding; histone demethylase activity.